AUGGCUGAUGAAAAAGUAUUACUCGAAGCUUUAUCUUCUUCUGAUUUUAAAGUCUCAAUUCAUGAUAUGAAACAAGUUGAUGCACAUGAAACAGAAGCUGCUGAAGAAACUAGAAAACAAUUUGGAGAAGACCCACUUCCAAGUGCAACAUCUGAUGAUAAAAAUAAAGAUACAAAAUCAUUACUUUCAAUAGUAAAAGCCAUGUCUACUAGUCAACGUCAGAAAGUUAUUGAAGAACUCAAACAAAAAGGUUUAGGUGAUCCAUUAACAAAAGAAAAACUCGUUCAGAAUGCUUUUACUGUUGAACAAACAAUACGUGGCAAUGCUACAAAUUAA
Messenger RNA from Adineta steineri, 336 nucleotides. The record is from the annotation of a GenBank genome assembly. Lineage: Eukaryota; Metazoa; Rotifera; Eurotatoria; Adinetida; Adinetidae.